AUGGACGUGGGUUGUUUUGCCAUUAAAGUAACACUGUUAUUUCUUUCUUUUGUUGUGCACCAUAGAGGAAUUGCACGAGGUGGUGGAUGUGAUCUCUAUGAAGGGAAAUGGGUUCAUGAUGAAUCAUAUCCUCUCUACGAUACAUCACAAUGUCCCUUCAUAGAGAAGGAGUUCGAUUGUCUAAAGAAUGGUCGACCAGACAAAGACUAUCUCAAGUAUAGAUGGCAGCCCAAUGCAGUUAAAGGGAAGAGCAUCAUGUUCGUGGGAGAUUCGCUGAGUUUGAACCAAUGGCAGUCACUCACUUGCAUGCUUCAUGUAGCUCUACCACACGCUAAAUAUAGCUCAGUCAGGACAGGAGGGCUGUCCACUUUCACUUUUCCAGCAUAUGGGGCUAAAGUGAUGUUCUCUCGCAAUGCAUUUCUAGUUGACAUUGUAAGCACAAACCAUGGGGCUGCUCUGAUGCUCGACUCCAUUGAAGGUGGAAAUUUAUGGAAAGGAAUUGAUGUUUUGGUCUUCAACACAUGGCAUUGGUGGCUUCAUAGAGGGAGGCAACAACCAUGGAAUUUUAUUCAAGUUGGGAAAGCUACUUACAGAGACAUGGAUCGGUUGGUAGCAUACGAGAAAGCCUUGAGUACAUGGGCUAAAUGGGUUGAGAGCAAUGUAGAUCCAGCAAAAACCAAAGUCUUCUUUCAAGGAGUUUCUCCAGAUCACAUGAAUGGAAGUGAUUGGAGAGAGCCGAAUGCAAAGAACUGCGAGGGACAGAAAGAACCAUUCUUCAAUAAGAGGGGCAAUUACAAGUACCCAGCAGGACCUCACCCAGCACAACUGGUUGUUGAGAAAGUAAUAGGUGCAAUGUCAAAGCCAGUGCACUUGCUUGAUGUCACAACCCUGUCGCAGCUAAGAAAAGAUGGCCAUCCCUCAGUCUAUGGCCAUGGUGGGCACAGGGAUCUGGACUGCAGCCAUUGGUGUCUUGCUGGGGUUCCUGAUACUUGGAAUCAACUUCUAUAUGCAGCUCUUCUUAAAAGCUAUUUAAAACCAGCUAGCUAG
Molecule: messenger RNA, 1047 nt
Organism: Dovyalis caffra
Lineage: Eukaryota; Viridiplantae; Streptophyta; Magnoliopsida; Malpighiales; Salicaceae
Source: the annotation of a GenBank genome assembly